Molecule: messenger RNA, 1512 nt
Organism: Colletotrichum higginsianum IMI 349063
Lineage: Eukaryota; Fungi; Ascomycota; Sordariomycetes; Glomerellales; Glomerellaceae
Product: Serine/threonine-protein phosphatase 2A activator
Exons: 2
Coding region: 1-1512 (503 amino acids)
Biological process (GO): mitotic spindle organization
Cellular component (GO): protein phosphatase type 2A complex; cytoplasm; nucleus
Molecular function (GO): peptidyl-prolyl cis-trans isomerase activity; protein tyrosine phosphatase activator activity
Source: RefSeq, a predicted model, not a curated record
AUGGACCCUCCAACGUCGACAUCAAAACCACAACCGCCACAACAGCCCGCCUUCCCCUCCAUCAAACCCCUCCCCCGGACCCCGCGCAGCUUCCAAACCCCCACCAAGCGCAUCAACACCGGCGCCGACCUCUCGGCCUUCCUCACCACCACCGCCUACCGCGACAUCCUCCUCUUCCUACUGCAGCUGAACCGCUCCCUCUGCCCGCGACGCAGCCCCGACGGCGGCCCGGCCACCACCUACCCCCUCACCUCGCUACCGCCAGCCGCCGCCCUGCCCCCCUCCAUCAAGGCCCUCCAGAACCUCCUUGCCGCCGCCGAGUCCCUCAUCGACCUCGCGCCCCCGGAUCCAGGCCCCCGCCGCUUCGGCAACGUCUCCUUCCGCAAGUGGCACGACCUCCUCGCCGAACGCGCACCCGCCCUGCUGUCCGAGCACAUCCCCGACGCUGUUCUGUCCUUCCCCACCACCCCGUCCUCAGACCCGCCUUCCGCCGAGCUCCUUUCUUACCUCCUCGGCGCCUUCGGCUCUCCGCAGCGUCUCGACUACGGCACCGGCCAUGAACUCUCCUUCCUCGCCUUCCUCGGCUCCCUAUACAAGCUCUCCUUCUUCGCCGAUGACGUCCUGUCGACCUCGUCUGGCUCGACCGCCGGCGGCGACAGCGGCGCACACGACACCGCCGCCCUCGACCGCACCAUCGUCCUCGCCGUCAUCGAACCCUACCUCCGCGUCGUCCGCCGCCUCAUCCUGACCUACACUCUUGAGCCCGCCGGCUCUCACGGCGUUUGGGGCCUCGACGACCACUCCUUCCUCCCCUACAUCUUCGGCUCCGCCCAGCUGACGAGCCCCGUCGUCUCGGACGCCGACCCCAUGCCCACCGAGGGCUCCGUCCGCGGCGCUCCCAAGACGGGCGACAUUGUCAAGGCCGCCGUCGUCGACGCCCAGCGCUCCGAGAACAUGUACUUCGCCGCCGUCGGCUUCAUCAAUGACGUCAAGAAGGGUCCCUUCUGGGAGCACAGUCCCAUCCUCUUUGACGUCUCGGGCGUCAAGGACGGCUGGGGGAAGAUCAACAAGGGCAUGCUCAAAAUGUUCAACGCCGAAGUCCUCCAAAAGUUCCCCGUCGUCCAGCACUUCACCUUCGGCUCCCUCUUCUCCUGGGACCAGGACCCCGACGCCGCCCCCGUCUCGCAAUCGGUCCACGCCGCGAACCAGCCUUCCUACAACUACCCCGCCACGACCGCGCCUCCGCCCCCUAAUCAGGGAGCGGGUACGACCGCGCCCUGGGCGGCGACGACGACCAGCGGUGCCCCCUCGGGCCGGAUGCCCCCGCCGGGCGGUGCCGGUAUCCCUUACACGCGCCAGCCGCCGCCGCCGUCGGCAGCGGCUUCGGCGCGUGCGCCCCUUGCUCCGGGCAUGAUGCCGAUGCCCGCGGGUACGCAGCAGGCCCGGCAAGGUAACGGGGCCGGGACGACGGACGCGCAGGUUACGCUGACCAAGGCGCCCUGGGCGAAGUGA